CUGUGAUAAUGUACGAACCGAGAGUUAUAAAGAAAGAAAAGAUUGUUUCUCUUGCAGGUACACUGGGUGGUAGAGCGAAAGUUAUCAUAAAUGUUACGGUGAUCACCGCGAGCGCUGUAUUACUUUAUUUAUGGAGUAAAAAUGUUAUAAGGAAAGAGAGACUUGUUAAAGAAUUUGAGGGAAUGCCUGAUCUAAAUCCAUUCGAUGCUUUUAAUAGGAGCAUACUAUUGUUAAACGAAAACAAUUCUAAUUAUCUUGUUGGAAAUUUGUACAGAAAGAUUCAUGUACCAUAAUCAACAGGAAACUCUUCAACAAUGAACUAAGAAAUAUCUAUGGCAAAAAAAUUAAUUUGCUUAUGUACUCUGUUGUUUUGUUUAAUAAUUAUUCAAUUUUUGAGGUAGUCUUGAUUUAUAAAAUUUAUAUGGUGGAACGUAGAUUAUAUUUAAAGAGGAUCGAUGUAGAAAAGUAUGAUUGUGGAAACACAUCUAAGGAAUUAUUAAAAUUUAAUAUAAAGCAUUCCUUGUAUGAAGGUAAUAUGGACGAAGAAUUACAAAAUAGUAAUGUUUCGUGUAACAAAUUGCUUCUAACUGAGGACGAUAGUAUAUUAGAUUUUAAAAGUCCAAAAUCAAAAAUUAUUAAACCAACAUUAAGUGAAUGUACCAAGUUUAAUAUUUUGAAACAGAAAAGAAAAACAACCACAAAAUUGAAGAAUGUUGGCAAAAAUCAUAAAGAAAUAAAGCUUAAGCAACAUUCAGAGAAAAGAAAACAGUUACAAGAAUCUCAACUUUCUAUAGAAUCAUCUUUCUUUAAAUCUAAAAUUGAUUGUGAUAAUAAAGAUUCGACUACCGAUGUAAAAGUGGCUUUUGUAUGUCCUUUAUGUUUUAAAACAUUCAAAGAUAUAAACUCUCAGGUAUUACAUAUGAAAAUCUGUGCAUGCAAAAAUAACAUUUCUACAAAAAAGCUACUAGAUGCAAUAGAGCUUCAAAAGCGUCAAGAAGAUGAAAGAAUAUCUUUAGGUUUACUUGCUGCACCAAAAAUACAAGACAAGAAGAGACCAGUAUCAUGUCGAAUAAAUUCAUACCAAGACUCUGACCUUCAACUUGCAUUAGUAUUAUCAAAAUCUCUUCAAGAAGCAGAAGAAUUUGAUGAAAUUAGUGAAAAAUUAUCUCAAGCACCAAAUCAGUUUGCAUUAAAAGUACUGGAACCAGUUAAUAAUAAACCAUUGGAAAGGUUUGGAUUUGCAAACAGCAAACCUGUAUCGCUUAUGAAAACUAAAAAAAAAAACUGUAACAGAAUAACUGUUCUUCAAACACGUUCUCAAGAAGACAGAAAUCGAAUCUUAACGGACAGAAUUGCAGAGAUUCUCAUGGGAGAUGAACCAAUUACUCAAAAACAGAAACAAGAAAAUGAAUUUAGCCAAGAAAUUAGAGUGAAAACUGUUCUAAAAAGUUAUUUACUCCAAGAACUGUAUAAUAAGGGUGAAAAAAUAUGGGACAAAGCAAGAUUAACACCAAACCAAAAAUCCUUUUAUGUAUCAAAUCUCUCAAAAUAUAUAAUUCCACAAGAAAAACAAAUAGAAGCAAAAGAAACAGUUGUUAUAAAACGUGCAAAUACAUGCAAAAUGGACAAUAUAAAAUUGAAUCUGAAUAAGAUAGAUACAAGCAGAGACAGGAACAAAUUUUUUGAUAUAUCUCAAACAGAUUUAAAUCUUACAAGUAAAAAUCAUGAGAACUGUGAAGAUAAACAAUUCAUUAGUACUCUUGCAAUAAAUUGGGGAGAUGCAUUGAACGAUAGCUCUGCAAGUGAUAUAAUAAUAUUUGUUAAUAGUGGCAAAUAUAUUUGGGCCCAUAAAUUAGUGUUUUACGUGCGUUGUUCCAACAUACUGUUUGAUAGUAUGCCUAAUGAUACUUCACAAUUUACUGCAAUCAAAGAAAAAAUUUGUUGGCUUGAUACAUCUUACAAUAUUGCCAUAGCAUUUUUGGAAUUUAUUUAUUGUGGAAUCAUUCAAAAGUAUUUGAAUAUUUUUGAAGAUUUGGUAAACUUUUCUUUUUUAAGAAAUUUGGCAAGAAAGUAUAAAGUGAAAGAAUUGUUUGCUUAUUUACAAAUAAAAGAAUCUGAAAUUAAACAAGCAGAGGUUCAAAUGAACAAUAUGAAAAAUAUUGAAUGCGAAGAGACAUUGAUUGUGAGAGAAACAGAUAAUAUAAAAUUAAAUUCGAAUAAUUUAGAAGAUUUAAUCGAUGAUGAAAAAGAUCUCGUAUUAGAUGAAAAAUCAAGUCAGAAAUACUUGGAAGAAUACCUACCAUAUUUUUCCACGCAAAAGAUAAAAGAAAAUACAUGCAGAGAACGAUUGCCUCAAGAAGAACUCGAUUGUCUAAAUAAAAUAAAUAUUAUCCGACAGUGUAAUGCAUCUCCAGAUAUGUUUGAUGAUAAUAAUUAUACAAUGCCAAACUACAAAAAGAAAUGUAGCGAUCAAAUUGUGUACAAAGAAACAAAAACAAAUGAAGAUCUUAGUAUUCUUGAAUCGAUUGAUAAGAUAAAUGAUACCGCCAAUUGUUCUAAGAUUACAAACACUGUCCCAUACAAGAAUGUUGAAGAGUGUAUAAAUUCAUCGUCAAAUACACCUCACCUCAGUAGAUCAAAACAAAGGAAUAUAAAUCAUUCUAAUGUAAUAAAAACAAAGAGUAAUCUGAGUUUAUUUAUUGACCGAUUUCAAAUAGAAAAUGCAAAUUCAGAUUUUGAUACAGAUUCGGAAGUUACAACGAUAUCGGAUUCUCUUAAAUUAAGUAGAAAUCCAUUUAAUACGAAUCAAUAUGACGAUAGUGAUUUAGAUUCUAUAUCAAAUGGAAAUGCUUUUGCAGAAAAAAGAUUGGAGGAAAAGAGAGAUAUUUUGAGUAAGUUUGAUUAUGAUGAUGCAAGUUGUAAAUUAGAUAUAGAUACUACAUCCACAGAAAGUGAUGCUAAUAUGCAUUUGAAUUUUGAGCCAAUAGACAACUUGACGCAAUUGUUGGAACAUAAUGUAGCAAGUUGCACAGAAAAGUAUAUGGAAAGUAACUCUAUAAACAAAAGUGUUUCCAGCAGAGAAAAGAAAAUUCAGAAUGAAAUAACAGCUUCUAUGUCUGAAAAUCUACCGAAGCAAAAUGCAAAUGUUAAAAGUUUAGAUAACAUUGUGACUGGAAAAGCAUGUUUUCUAUCAGAAUACAAUGAAGUUCAAAGCAUUAAUUCUUCCGAUUUCGAUACAGAUGAUGGUGAAGUAUCUAUAUAUACAAGAUAUAAAAAAAAGCAUCAAAAUAAUAGUAUAGUUAAUUAUCGGGAUUAUGUAGCAAAGCAUGUACUAAAUAAUUCGGAAGAAUGCGAAUAUAAAGGAACAAGUAAUAUGGAUAAUGAAGACGUUACUGUAUUGUCUGAUGUAGAUAUAGACAAUAAUUUUUCUAUAAUUACAGAAAAUCAAUAUAUUAAUAAAGCAGAAAAGAAACAAUUGGCCUUUGACAUUGAAGAAUCUGUGCAAACAUCUCAACAUAAUUUACAAAACCGUAAUGACAAAAUUGAUUUUUCUAUUAAUAUUACAUCUCCAAUAAGUACUCAAAGAAAUAUUCAAAAGAUUCGAAAAACUAAUAAUUUAAGCGAAUUAAAAUGUAGCAAUUCAGAGAGUAAUAUAGAUUUGGAUGCAAUAAGAAAUAAUUUGUUAAUAUCAUCAACAAAAUCAAGAACAGAUAGAUGCGAGUCAGUGGGAUCUCCUAUAUUUAUAUCCUCUAGCCCGGAAUUAGAUUUUGAUGCUGUAAAUGUGGAUGUAUGUAAUGAAAACAAAGUAAAUCUCAAUGUUCCAAAUUUUAAUAAAUCUGACGAUAAUAUCGAAUUUUUUGAAAAAGAUAUUUAUUUAGCAAAUGUUUACAAUAAUGAUGAUGAUGAUAAUAAUCGUAAUAAUAAAAAUGAUAGUAGAGAUACUUGUUUGCCAAUUGUUAAUAGAAUAGGCCUGUUAACUGAAUCUCCUUCUCUAAUACGUAAAAAAAGAAAAGGAGAAAUUUCAUUUACUACAACGACUAAUGAAAAUAAUAAAUCGUUCAGAACUAAUGAGUACUUUUUAAAAAAAUUCAAAAAUUCAGAAAGAUCAUUAACCAUGAAACAAAGUAACAGAAAAUUUCAAAGAAAAUCUAUGUCAGAGAACAAUUUGCCCAUUGAUGCAAAAAAUACUAAGAGUAAUGUAUCAAAUCCUUAUGAUAGUUUAAAUCAAUCACAAUGCAAGUGUGCUCGUAAAGGAAUUUUAAAAACAGUUACAUCACCUACAAUUAUCAGAGACAAUGUAACUCCUUCUCCUAAUUAUAAUGGCAUGAAGACACCUGAACUUCAUAGAGAAUUACAGAAAUAUGGAUUGAAAUUACAGAAACGAAAUAAAGCUGUAAAAUUAUUGACAUACAUUUACGACGAGUUACAUCCUAAAAUUUUUACAACACCAAAAAAAAUAGAAUCUGAAUCUGAAUUUGAAGUUAUAAGCAGUGACGACGAAGAACCACCAAGAAAAAAGACAAGUUACGAUAAAAGUGACGUUGGUUGCGUCGAUGAUUAUAAAUAUGAAUUGAAGCUUUCUCAAGAUAGCCCUGAAACUAUAGAAUCAUCAGUAAAUAUAAUCAGCGAUGAAAGAAAAUUUAAUAAAUUCGAACUGACAACUACAACUGAUAAUCCAUCAAAUAUUAAUAAUAUGUUUUCUAAAUUAAUUAAAGUUAAAAGAGAAUUACAUAACAACAUUUUAGCAUACGAACCAUUAUGUAUAGAAUCAUUAUAUUCCAUGUUGAAGGAAGAAGGCUUGAAAUGCAACAUGAAUAUACUCAUGAACUUUUUAGACGAACAGUGUAUUACGUUUUAUUUUCAAGACACAAAACUAAAGAAAAGUAGGAAAAAAUAGAAUUUAACAUAAGCGAAACAAAUGAGAUAGAUAUAUGUAUGUUGAAUGAAUAAUGCAGAUAGAUCCACGUAUAUAUAUAUUCAUUAAUC
Messenger RNA from Colletes gigas, 4986 nucleotides. Its product is annotated as protein PFF0380w. The transcript is spliced from 10 exons. Gene Ontology annotation, molecular function: enzyme binding. NCBI's taxonomy places the organism in Eukaryota, Metazoa, Arthropoda, Insecta, Hymenoptera, Colletidae. The record is from RefSeq and is a predicted model, not a curated record. Gene Ontology annotation, cellular component: Slx1-Slx4 complex; nucleus. Gene Ontology annotation, biological process: interstrand cross-link repair; resolution of meiotic recombination intermediates; meiotic DNA double-strand break processing. The coding region runs from base 356 to 4897 and encodes 1513 amino acids.